This is a messenger RNA of Bathycoccus prasinos, 469 nucleotides long. RefSeq lists its product with no specific name. Lineage: Eukaryota; Viridiplantae; Chlorophyta; Mamiellophyceae; Mamiellales; Bathycoccaceae. The annotation marks the transcript as partial. The record is from RefSeq and is a predicted model, not a curated record. The transcript has 2 exons.
AUGGUGUACGCGUAUAACCUGCCCGAUGUACACGGCGAACGCGGGUAUGAUGCGUAUUAUUCGUAUUAUUCCAGCAGCGCGUAUCCAAGUCUCGGGAGCGGCACGCACGUGACUUCCCCGAAUACCAUUCGUGGCCAAGGCGCAUCGUCAGCGCACGCGCACAGAGCGAAACUCACGAAAGACCCAUUCUCUGGCCUGGACGUGUCCUCGCACAUCGUCUCGGCGUUAAACUCCACCGGGAACACGCAAAGAUACGACGUGAAUCACGACACGAUGUUUCAAAAUCCAAACUCGCAGUGUUUCGUGAAACCGAUCGAGGAAGGCGGCGUCGGCGCCAUGGCGAUUAUGUUCAUAUUCAUCUCCGCGGUGGUCGUCGGCGCGAUACCGCAAUACGUCAAGUUGGUCGUUUUAGGGAACGCGGACGGUUUAUCCCCCCGUCACAGCCUACUGCUAGAUGGCGCUAUUCUCC